Molecule: messenger RNA, 593 nt
Organism: Hibiscus syriacus
Lineage: Eukaryota; Viridiplantae; Streptophyta; Magnoliopsida; Malvales; Malvaceae
Product: flowering-promoting factor 1-like protein 3
Exons: 1
Coding region: 6-437 (143 amino acids)
Biological process (GO): regulation of flower development
Source: RefSeq, a predicted model, not a curated record
AACCCAUGUACCCCAUCUCCAAGAGCUUUGCUUUAGGCUACUAUAAUCUUCUCUUUGGCUCCGUCCACUACUUGCAAGUUUUCUUCUUAGACAAAAAAAUGUCCGGUGUUUGGGUUUUCAAGAACGGCGUGGUUCGCUUGGUAGAGAACCCAGGGGUUGAGUCAUUGGACCGGAGCCGACAAGGUUGCAGCACCCGCAGCAAAGUGCUUGUGCACACUCCUUCCAACGAAGUGAUCACUUCCUACGCAGUACUAGAGCGUAAGCUAUGGUCUCUCGGAUGGGAAAGAUACUACGAUGAUCCUGAUCUCCUCCAGUUCCACAAAAGAUCCACCGUGCAUUUGAUCUCUCUCCCUAAAGAUUUCAACAAGUUCAAGUCGAUUCACAUGUAUGAUAUCGUCGUCAAAAAUCGAAAUGUAUUUGAAGUUAGGGAUAUGUAACUUAUGCAGAACUAAUAAGCAAGCUCGUAUCCAUCUUGAUUUCUUCUUCUUUCUUUGCAUUUGGGUAUGUGAUGAUGGAUUUAUUUUUCGAUUUUGGUAUUUCUUUGUAAAAUAUACAUAUGGGAUUAGGGUUAAGGCAGAACGUUUUUGCUUGAU